Messenger RNA from Rotaria sordida, 912 nucleotides. The record is from the annotation of a GenBank genome assembly. Lineage: Eukaryota; Metazoa; Rotifera; Eurotatoria; Philodinida; Philodinidae.
AUGAUUAUAGCACGUUUUCUAACGAUAAAUGUAAUUGAUCAAUUAUUUGAGCAUUAUAAUCAAAACCAUAGUAAAAUUUUAAUAAUUGGUUAUCUUAAAUUAAAUAUCAAAAAAUUUCAAUCAUCAUCAAGAAAAAGUCAACGAUCAAUAACAAGAACUAGAAAUAUUGGUACAAAUGAACAACAUCUUUCAAUCAAGAAUGAUAAAGAUUCAUCAAUAAUAUCAAACACAAAUAAAGAUACAAAAGUUAAUUUUGAACGAUUACUUUCAACAACAUUAUUUUCUAUAAAAUCAGUAGUAAGUCUUAUUUCUACACAACAUUUAUUAAAAAAUCUGGAAGAAACACUUAAUUAUUUUAAAUCAACGUUCAAUGUACAAAAGAGUAUUGCUAAAUUCCUUGUUAUGUUAUCACAUAAUAGAUUUCGUUCAAAACAAGUUAUUCAUGUAAAAGAUUUAAUAAAACAUGGUGCUUUAUCAGCAUUAGAACCAGUUGUAUAUGAUUUAUUUCUUGUUGAAACCUUACUUGAACUUGUUCGAUAUAAUAAAACUUUGCAAUUUCUAACAAUAAUUGUUGAUAGUGUUCGACAUGAAGGUGAUAAAUGGAAAAUGUUUUUCACGACUAAUUUUCGAUGUACUUCUUGUUCAUUUACGAUCACAUGUUACUCUACUGGUUUAUCUAAGGGUCAAUCACUUUUGGAUAUUUAUUCAACACAAGUAAUACUAUUUGAUGUUGUAUCAUCAUUUGAAUUACGACCUAUUGAUCCAUUUAUUGUUGCUUUUCGAGCAUCAACAAAUAGAAAUGUUAGUUUGAUUUUAUUUAUGAAAUUUUCCUGUUGUUUACGAGAUGAAACUUUUAGUAAAGCUCCUCUUCGAAUUUUACAUGACGUAAUAUUACGAAUUUUCGGACAAUAA